Prunus mume (Japanese apricot) is the source of this 1325-nucleotide messenger RNA. RefSeq names its product syntaxin-124. NCBI's taxonomy places the organism in Eukaryota, Viridiplantae, Streptophyta, Magnoliopsida, Rosales, Rosaceae. Gene Ontology annotation, cellular component: SNARE complex; endomembrane system; plasma membrane. Gene Ontology annotation, biological process: intracellular protein transport; exocytosis; vesicle fusion. Gene Ontology annotation, molecular function: SNARE binding; SNAP receptor activity. The record is from RefSeq and is a predicted model, not a curated record.
GCUUCUGCUUUUGUCACCUCCUUUGUCUUCCUCCUCAUCAAUGUGAUGCAGAGGAGGAUGCAGAAGCCCUACAAACACUUUGAACACAUGAAGGAGAGAUUUGAUUAGCUUAGCUUAAUUAUAUGCAUGGUUUUUAAUGCACUUUUCGUUUGUUGUCCACUCCAUUUUUUCAGAGACAUAAAGAAAAGGAAGGAAAACCCAUUUUGCAGAAGAUCAACAAGAGUGAGUGAUACAUAAUAUCAUCAUCACGCCAAGAUGAACGACUUAUUUUCGAGCUCGUUCAAGAAAUACACUGACCUGAAACAGCAGGCCUACCUGGACGAUAUGGAGGCCGGGAAGGAGACUAUUAAUCUUGACAAGUUCUUCGAAGAUGUCGAGAAUGUGAAGGAGGACAUGAGACAGGUUGAUAAGCUGUACAAGCAGCUACAAGAAGCCAAUGAAGAGAGCAAGACUGUGCACAAUGCUAAAACCAUGAAAGAGCUCCGAACCCGCAUGGACUUGGAUGUCGAGCAGGUCCUCAAGAAGGUCAAAAUCAUAAAGGGCAAGCUUGAAGGUUUGGAGCGUUCCAACGCAACUCACAGAAACCUUCCUGGUUGUGGCCCUGGCUCCUCCGCGGAUCGAACCAGGACCUCAGUGGUUAGUGGUUUGGGGAAGAAACUCAAGGACAUGAUGGAUGACUUUCAGGGAUUGAGAGGUAGAAUGACAGCUGAGUAUAAAGAAACAAUAGAGCGCAGGUAUUUUACUAUAACCGGAGAGAAAGCGAGUGAGGAAACUAUCGAAAAUUUGAUAUCGAGUGGAGAAAGUGAGAGCUUCCUGCAGAAGGCUAUUCAAGAACAGGGGAGAGGUCAGAUUUUGGACACCAUAUCAGAAAUGCAAGAAAGACAUGAUGCUGUGAAGGAGAUUGAGAAGAAUUUGAUUGAGCUCCAUCAGAUAUUCUUGGACAUGGCUGCUCUGGUUGAAGCACAGGGUCACCAACUCAAUGACAUUGAGAGCCAUGUCAUGCAUGCUAGCUCGUUUGUCAGACGCGGCACCGACAAUCUUCAAGAGGCCAAAGAACAGCAGAAGAAAUCAAGGAAGUGGACAUGCAUUGCUAUAAUUCUUGGAAUAGUCCUCGUCAUUCUCCUCCUAAUUCCGAUUUUGAUUCAAGUUUUGCCUCAUAUGUUGUAGGAAGAUGAAAAUGGGGGAGACUUUUACUUUGUUCUAAUUGGAACUCUGAAUGCAUGCAUUUAUUCUGAUUCUAACAAUAGGAACAUAGUUAGAUCUUGCACGAGUUCAGAUAUUAAAAAAAAAUACAUAAAUAAAAAAUUUUGGUUCUCGAGGGGUGA